Messenger RNA from Fusarium subglutinans, 624 nucleotides. RefSeq lists its product as uncharacterized. The record is from RefSeq and is a predicted model, not a curated record. Lineage: Eukaryota; Fungi; Ascomycota; Sordariomycetes; Hypocreales; Nectriaceae. The transcript has 4 exons. The coding region runs from base 1 to 624 and encodes 207 amino acids.
AUGAAUGGGGUGGAAUCAAGCUGCAACGAAAUUGCUGACCCCGAGCCGAAGGCGACACAAAUUACCGCCGUCGAGGUAGUUGAUGAAGGCGAUGUCAUGAUCCUCAGCGAUGACCCUGGAAACAGUCUGACUGCUGCGAUUCGCAUCGUCGAGAAGUUCAAGGAGAAUGCCCCUGGCUUGCCUACAAAGAUAUGGAACAAGCAGGUCAAGGGACCUUGGUGGUACAACAUCACCUACGAGAAUUGGUUCAUUCUAGUAGGCAUAUACAGACUCGAAAAGCUCGGGAGCAGCGCGAUCGGAGCUGGCAUCAAACAAGCUAUGGAGCAACGCUACGGUGGCAACAUCGGCACGGAUCUUACCUGGCGAAAUCACCCAGUUGAUCAUGGGCAGCAUGCACGACACCUUCUGACCCAAGUGGCGACAAAGGUUAUUGAACUGCAGGAGACUAUAACUGAACUGCAGAAGGCUGUAAAGGAUCAGCAGAAGAUCAGCAAGGCCCUACUGGUCAUAACCAAGGUACCGCGCAGACUGCCAAAGACAACGACGAACGAAUGGAGGAUUGGACCGGCUACUGUGAAAAAGAUGACGAUGAGGAGCAUUUGUUCAUAUUUGAGUAGGGAAUAG